UUUUUCUUUCAGAGAGGACACUUACCGGUACGCUGCCAGCUUCGUUGAAAAUGGAGAGAGGAAGAUCCACUGCGCCGAGAAGGAGGGUGCUGCGUCCUCAGAGGUUCCGUGACGAAGAAGAUGUUGGCCAAGUCCACGGUUCCGGUGCGAAGAGGAAGGUAAAUUUCUCCCUUCUAGGUGGACGCUCCAACAGGCGACGCAGGAUGAUGGAGGCCAUCACUGGAGACGACGCCGCCAGCAGCCACGGACCGGAGGAAGAGUUCGGAGGAAGCGGGUCGGAAGAAGAUGGCGGCGGUAUGAAGAUGCAGGCAUCGCGAGACUCGGAUGACGUCAUCGCACCGGAAGGAGAAACCGAGAGGAGGAGGAGAGUUGGAUCCAAUGGAGAAAGGAGAGAGAGCAGAAGGGAGAGGAGGAAGCAGGACCUUCAAGACGGCAGGAAGGAAGGGAGAGGGCUUCAUCCAGUACAGAAGGGCAGUCUUCACAGAACGGCGACAGGACCAAGGUGCCUACACGGAAGACUACUAUGGCUCGUGACCCCCUCUUAGAAGAAUUGUGUGAAAGGGCAGUAUCCGAAAAGACUCUUUCCAGCUACAAAAGGGCCUGGAAGAGAUGGCAGAUAUUCUGCAGAAGCGGUAAGAGCAAUCAAGGCACUAAGGAUUUGGUGUCAUUUUUAAUGGUCCUGUACAGAGAAGGAAAGUCAAGAGCAGGAGCCAGCAACGCAUUAGCCGCAAUUUCUCAUUUUUCCAUAGUAAAGGGUAGAGCAGAUAUCACACAUGAUCCAUUAGUUAGGAAAAUAAUGAAGGGAUGGGCAAGAGUUGAAGGCCCCAGGGUCGAUAAGCGAGAACCCAUAAUUGAAUGCAGACUAAAAAUGAUUCUGAACUCUCUUGAGGAGGUGUGUUCAGACCAAUUUGAAUGUAUUUUGUUUAGAGCAGCCUUCGCUCUGGCUUUCGGAGGAGCAUUUAGGAUAAGCGAAUUGGUCCCCCCAUCCAAGAAGGUAACAGAUAAAGGUUUAAUGUAUAGCCAGGUUUUAUUACAGGACAGGAAGUUGUUAGUUUACAUCAGUAGAUCAAAAACAGAUCAGUUGGGUAAGGGCAGAUGGUUCAGUAUAGAAAGAACUUCGAGAAUAACAUGCCGGUCAAGGCCUUGCAGGAUUACAUAGGGAUGCGCCCAGCAGGGGGGCACCUUUUGUUAAUUCACAGGGACUUAUCCCCCAUGUCAGCAUUUCAAUUUAGGCAAGUGCUCAAAAAGGCAGUCAUUGCGAACGGAUGGGAUCCUAAAAAAUUUGGAUCACAUUCAUUCAGGAUAGGGGCAGCAACAGAAGCAGCAAUGAGGGGAGAAACAGAGGAUAGGAUAAAAGGAAUUGGGAGGUGGAAAUCAAAAGCAUACAAAAAAUACAUACGCCCCAUAAAUGUAACACAGUAGUAAUCCUACAAUUUUUAACCUACCCCACCCCCCCUUUUUUCUUUGGUUUGUUGCUGCAGGGGGAAAAGCUACCUGCAACAUUUUGAUCAUAGGCCACUCCUUUAUUUUUUGGGCAAGACAGCAUGCAGCAGGCAAGCAGUUGGGGUUACCGGAGGAACACAUGAAGAUUACAUGGCAGGGGUGGAGAGGCAUGAAGUGGGAACAAAUGAGAGGCCGGUUGUAUAGUUCAAUACAGAAGUUCAAGUUCAUAAACCUGGUGAUAGUACAUGCUGGGGGAAAUGACCUUACGUCAAUCAAAACCCCAGCGUUGGAAAGCAUGAGAAAGGACUUGGAGGAUUUAAUGUCCAGCAACAAGAUAGGGGGAGUGGCUUGGUCAGACAUCAUACAGAGAGGAGAAUGGCGAGGAGCAGUUUCCCCCCAGGGCAUUGAAAGAGCCAGGAAAAAAGUAAACCGGGCCAUGCACAAGAUCAUGUGUUCCUCAGGUAACGGGGUAAUUAGACAUGACAAUAUAAGGUACCGACAAACACAGCUUUUUAGAAAGGAUAAAGUACAUUUGACAGAGGAAGGUUUGGAUUUGUUCUGGGCAAACUUCAGGAAUUAUAUAGAAGAAUGGUGGAGGUCGCAGGAGGUCUAGGUGGGCCAUGGAAAAGGAUAGGUGGCACCCUUCCCUUCUUUUCCAUUGGGUGGCAUCAGUGCGGCUCCAGGAAGAUGGAUGGUUUUUUCAGUGAAGUGCAGGCCUACCCUCGGAAAGUCGCGAGUGUGGAGCAGACUUUGACUGCACGGUCUUGUCUGUGUCAUGCGAGAGGCUGGGUUAGCGCCAUUAUUGCACAUGAUAGGGAGCAGGGGGAUGGGCUACUGGUUGGUCAACAGCGGGCGCUCUGCCCCAUGAUCCCUGCUCUCUAAAAUAACUGUUUGGUACGGUGUGGGCACCAGGCCCACGUUCUUGGCGAUUAUAGGAGCCGCAGCUGGUGGUCAGGGUGUACCUAGUCCUUGGCACAUAUAUAUAUAACUUUGUUAAUAAAAUACGUGACCUCCACAGAUUUUGCCACCUUAA
Messenger RNA from Xenopus laevis (African clawed frog), 2476 nucleotides. RefSeq lists its product as uncharacterized. The record is from RefSeq and is a predicted model, not a curated record. NCBI's taxonomy places the organism in Eukaryota, Metazoa, Chordata, Amphibia, Anura, Pipidae. The transcript is spliced from 2 exons. Bases 51 to 545 code for a protein of 164 amino acids.